CCAGGUAACAGUCAAGCACAGAAACGAUAAUACUCACAUGCAUAGUGAGGCCGAACGUGUUUAAUGUUGGGUAUUCGUAAACAAAUUUCUGAAUCAAAAAGCUUGAAAGACUUCGGUAGAAUGCCUAACAUUAAGGUUUUUAGUGGAAGUUCUCAUGUUGAUCUUGCACAGAAAAUAUGCGAUCGUCUUGGAAUAGAACAAGGCAAAGUUGUUACCAAGAAAUUCAGCAACGGAGAAUGCAGUGUUGAGAUCGGAGAAUCUGUCCGUGGAGAAGAUGUGUACAUUGUACAGAGUGGUUGUGACGAGGUGAAUGAUAUGUUGAUGGAAUUGUUGAUCAUGAUAAAUGCCUGUAAGAUAGCAUCUGCAUGUCGUGUCACAGCUCUCAUUCCAUGUUUCCCAUACGCAAGACAGGAUAAAAAAGAUAAAAGCAGAGCUCCUAUAUCUGCCAAGUUGGUAGCCAAUAUGUUGUCAGUAGCAGGUGCAGAUCACAUCAUCACUAUGGACUUACAUGCUUCUCAGAUUCAGGGUUUCUUUGACAUUCCAGUUGACAAUUUAUAUGCAGAGCCAGCUGUCAUUAAAUGGAUUAAAGAAAAUAUUCAAGAUUGGAGAAACAGUUGUAUAGUUUCCCCUGAUGCUGGAGGUGCAAAAAGGGUAACUUCUAUGGCAGAUCGUCUCAAUGUUGACUUUGCUUUGAUUCACAAAGAACGUAAAAGAGCCAAUGAGGUGGCAUCAAUGGUGCUCGUUGGUGAUGUGAAGGACCAAGUAGCUAUUUUGUUGGAUGAUAUGGCUGAUACUUGUGGUACAUUCUGUCAUGCUGCUGAAAAAUUGAUAGAAGCUGGAGCCAGCAAAGUAUAUGCCAUCUGUACACAUGGAAUAUUUUCUGGUCCAGCCAUUACACGCAUCAAUGAAUCUGUGUUUGAAGCUGUAGUUGUAACCAAUACAAUACCUCAGGAAGAAAGGCAAAAACAAGCACCAAAAAUUCAGUGUAUAGAUAUAUCCAUCAUUCUAGCUGAGGCUGUGAGAAGAACACACAAUGGAGAAUCUGUCUCAUAUUUGUUUAGUCAUGUACCAUUAUAACAGAAGAAGCACAGCAUCAUGUUGUUGUCAUUUUGAAGACUUCACAAGUAAAUACAUCAUAUUAAUGAACAGAUUGUUAUCAGAUCAUGUUUAAUUUCUAAGAGGAUUCUAUGUAACUACUGCAAACAUUUAGAUUUUCAAUUCUUCUUUUUUGUCUCGCCAUGCGAGACAUAGAUAUUACUAUCCGGCGGAGGUGGCGUAAACUAUUAUAUAAAGCUUUAUAUUUCAGAAGGCAGAAGACCUGGAUGCUUCAUAUCUUGUAUGCAGAUACCUUAUGUUACGAAGUUUCCGUCUGUCAUAUGUCCAAUGCCCUUGACCUCAUUUUUCAAGUACUAUUAGCAAUAGGUCAAUUAUAUUUGGUGUAUGGAAAGUUCAUAAGUUGUACAUAUCUGUCUGGCAGGUAUCAUAUGUCCUUGACCUCAUUUUCAUGGUUCAUUGGUCAAUUUUAAGUUUCUGUGUAUUGGUCUGUUUUUCAAGUACUAUAAGCAAUAGGUCAACUAUAUUAGGUGUAUGGAAUGAUUGUAAGGUGUAUAUGUCUUGGGUUGAUAUCAUCUGACCUUAACCUCAUUUUCAUGGUUCAUUGGUCAAUGUUCUAAGUUUUUUUUUGUUUUGGUCUAUUUUUCAAUUAUCAUAAACAAUAGGUCAACUAUAUUUUGUGUAUGAAAAAUUUUUAAGGUGUAUAUGUCUGUCUGACAGCAUUUAUCUGACCUGAGUUUCUGUGAUAAUUUUAGUUAAACUUUUAUCUUUAAGACUUUCAACAUAAAAUCAAUGGUCAGUAAAGCAGGUGAGACAUUUCAGCGUGUGCACUCUUGUUUAUUUUUUUUUAUUAUGUUUAUUUGUGAAAUUGUUUUCACUUGAUGUACAUACACAAAACCUUGUUAUUCAAACUUCAGUAUGUUUUGAGAUUGUAGAAUACUUAAGUAGGUAUAUAUGACAGAACAACUGUUUCCAUAGAAAAUAUAAGGUGUUUCCUUUGAAAAUGCAAUUUAAGAUAAAAAUUUCAAUUAUAAGGAUGUUUGCUACUCUUGUUUUUGACUUUUUAUUAGAAAUUCAGAAUCCUCUAGUUUGUAAAGCCAAUAAAAUAAUUCCUGCCAACCCCAACUUUUCUUUCCAUAAUUUUAUGACGUAUAGUUUAAAAAGCCAUUUUUUAUCCUCGCGACGGGGGCAUUGAGUGUGACCCUUGACCGUCGGUCUUUCCGUCCUUCCAUCUUUCUGUUCGUCCGUCCCAUUAUCGUUGCAAGGCUUGAGUGGGAGCAUUCAUGUCCUCAGACACAUUCUUCUUUUAUUUAAAUCUUAUAAUAUCUUUUUUAUUUUUUCAUAGUUUUAGGAAGAUAAAAGGUACCAAUGUUAAAUGUAUGAACAAUAUAGAGAGAAUCAUUUCCCACCAAAUUUUCAACUGGUUAUAUCUAUAAAAAGAAGAAAUGAAAAAACAAGGACACAGACCUUUCAUUUUUUAUGCUUUUUAAGUUCCCUUAUUUAUACUAUGAAUUUAUAACAGUCUUUUAAAAAGCUGGUUAUUUUGGAACAGAGGAGCGAACAUCCUUAAGAAGAUUCUAGGUGAUUGUGAUGUAAAUCAGUAUAUUUGGUUUUAUAUAGUGCUAUUGUUGUUUAUGUUUCAAUCUACUUUAUAACAUGUUUGACAUGUAUUUAGAUGAGGAUGUUAAAAGUCAUAGAAUUACACAAUUUUCAAAUGUUGAAGAAAUGACUUGAUUGAGAAGUUACUUAUAAAGACAACUUCUUUGAAUUAAUAAUUAUAUACUGUAAUUUAUUAAUGCGAAUAAUGCAACUGGUUGAGAAUUACAUUUUUGAUAUCUGUUACAUAUAUCUGUAUGCAAUUUUUCCUGAAAUCACAAUAAUUAAUCUAAAUUUUGGUUGAUCAUGUCAAAAUCGCAAUAAUAAAUGCUCACAAUAAUUUCUGAUUUUACAUUAUAAGUAUGUGAAUUUAUUAAAUCAAUAUGAGAAAUAAUUGAAAAAUAUGCCUUCUUACUUAAAAACAAGUUUUUUUCCCCCAUAAGAGACUAAAUGUUUGCAUGUGUUUAUUUGCAUUGUAUUUUUAUUUGUUAAAUCUUUAUACAUCAUACUAUUGUUCUUCUCUAGGACCAUUUUAAUUAGAUGCACCUCACAUUUGUCUCAUUAAAUUAACGAUUUGUUUUACAUUCCAUUAAAAAAUAACCCAUGACACUCUAGUAAUAAAGACCAAGACAAAAUUGUUCUCUAAAACGGAAAUUAUGUUCUGUGUCAACUAAUGGUCACUAGAAAAGAGUGUAUUACUUGUGGUUAGGAUAAUUGGGAAAAUAAUCAAAUUUUUGGUCAGGUUAUAUAUUUCUGUAUGUUUUAUGCAUUUUAAUGCAUAAAAUUGUCAGAUAUUGUGUGAUUACAAUGAAUUUUUAAAGAAAAUCCACAAAGCCAGAAUUACGUGUUCAGAUUUAUUUUGUUGGUAUGAAUAGUUUAUCAUGUUAAAACUUUGCACUUUUGAAAUUCAUAUUUGUUGACCUUUGAAGUGUCAUUUCAUUUAUACAUUGUGUUGUUGUAUGAUAUGUUUUGUUUUCCAUAAGUAAGUCUGUAUUUAAAAGGUUAUUAUGUAUUAAUUUUAAGAAUUGAAUUUUGUGAUAAGAUAUUUUUUUUAUUUAGAAGAGUACAAGUUUUGAUAUUACAUUGUAUAAUAAAGACAAACAGAAAUAAGACAGGGAUCAAAAUACAGUGAUUCUAAGUCUAAUGAUAGUGGGAUUGCAAUAUAAAAUAAGCACCUAAUGAACUCUCAUGGUUUCUUGGAAAGGGAUUUAAGUUUGGCUAGUUCUGGAGUCUGAAUCUCCCAGGAUUAAAAUUCCUGGAAAUAGUCCAUUACAUCAAGUAAAAAAGUUAAUUGUUAAUAAAUAGAAUAUCAAUUUGUACAUUAAACAUGUUUUUAUAACUUGAUAUUAUCACAUGGUAAAAGUUCAAAAAAAAAUAGAAUAGAUGUACAUGUAUAAGGUUGUAACUGUUUUCAUACCCUUGUUUAUUUUUUAAUACUAGCAAAGACAAAAUAUUAAAAAAAAAGUUGGUUUGUAAAUUUUUUAGAAUUAUGAGAUCAAAAUCGUAAUUAUUAUAGCAUAUGAAAUACUAACAUUUUUAUUAAGAAUGAUUAACAUAAAGAUAUUUGUUAUGGAAAUAAGUGCUAGAUUGUGCCAAUCAACGAUGAUUAUACAUAAGUGUGAUAAGAUAAUGUAUUGUAACCUGGAAUUUGUUUUAACGGAUAUGAUCAGUUUAAAUAGGGUUUGGACCUCAUGUAAUUAUGUUUUGAAGUUCAUGGAUUCCCAUGUUAGAAAUAAAAUUCUUCAGCAAUGAUAA
Mytilus californianus (California mussel) is the source of this 4404-nucleotide messenger RNA. RefSeq names its product ribose-phosphate pyrophosphokinase 2. The transcript is spliced from 9 exons. Gene Ontology annotation, cellular component: cytoplasm; ribose phosphate diphosphokinase complex. Gene Ontology annotation, biological process: purine nucleotide biosynthetic process; ribonucleoside monophosphate biosynthetic process; 5-phosphoribose 1-diphosphate biosynthetic process. NCBI's taxonomy places the organism in Eukaryota, Metazoa, Mollusca, Bivalvia, Mytilida, Mytilidae. Bases 64 to 1077 code for a protein of 337 amino acids. Gene Ontology annotation, molecular function: magnesium ion binding; ribose phosphate diphosphokinase activity. The record is from RefSeq and is a predicted model, not a curated record.